GCGGCGGCGCUGGCGCUGGCGCUGCUGGCGGGCGUGGCGUGCUGGGCCGCGCGCCGCAAGAACACGCUCGCUCACAAACUUGGAGGCAAGCGUGGCCCAGACAAGGCGCUGGUGUUCCAGCCUCCCCGCCGUGCUACCGCGGUCCGCUCUCCUGGCUCGGCCACGCAUUACCUGAGGAAGUCUCCGUCGCCCACCGCGCCCACUGCGCCCACGGCCACCUCUCCGCCCAGGCCACAGCCCACGCCCACGCCCACGCCGCAGAACCCGCCAUCCGGAGGCACCAGCCCCCACACACCGACAGCGCCGGAACCAGCCCCGCUCAGCAAGGAGCUCGCCGACGCCAACGCGACCGAGAAGCCGAAGCCGGUCGACAACGAGCCAGCCGUUGAGGGCCGCCUUGGAGACCUCCACUUCAAGCUCCGAUAUGAAAACGAGAAGAACGCUCUGGUGGUAUCGGUGGUGUCGUGCCAGGGCCUCCCGGGCAGGGAGCCGGCCGGGCCCGACCCCUACGUCAAGCUGCAGCUGCUCCCCGACAAACAACACAAGGUCAAGACCAGGGUGGUCCGCAAGACCCGCUGCCCGGUGUACGACGAGGACUUCACGUUCUACGGCAUCGCGCCGCACCAGCUCGCCGCCAUCACGCUGCACUUUGUCGUCCUCAGCUUUGACAGAUACUCCCGCGACGAGAUCAUAGGCGAGGUGGUGUCGCCGCUGUCCACGCUGCAGCUGCACAGCGGCGAGGCAAUGGCGCUGUGCCGCGAGAUCCAGCCGCGCAGUCUCAAGAUGCGGUCGGUGGGCCGCGGCGAGGUGUUGGUGUCGCUGUGCUGGCAGCCGGCCGCCGCGCGCCUCACCGUGGUACUGCUCAAGGCGCGCAACCUGCCCAAGAUGGACGUCACCGGACUUGCUGACCCAUACGUGAAAAUGUACCUGCUAUACAACGGCCAGCGCAUAGCCAAGAAGAAGACCCACGUCAAGAAGCGCACGCUGAACCCCGUGUUCAACGAGUCGUUCGUGUUCGAGGUGCCCGCCGCGCCCAACGCCACGCUCGACCACGUCUCGCUCGAACUGCUCGUGCUAGACUGGGACAGAGUCACCAAGAAUGAGGUGAUCGGUCGGCUGGAGCUCGGCGCCGAGGGCACCGGCAGCGCCCGACACCACUGGCGCGAGGUGCAGGCGGCGCCGCGUCGCCAGAUCGCCGACUGGCACAAGCUCAAGGAGUGAGCGCCACGCCACACCCCCCACCAACCACUCGCCAGAAACCCACUGCGGACUGCUGGGACAGAGAUAAGUCCACUCUCCCUUUCUUAAUCCUUCAAGGCCCGCGAAUCUAGACACAAUAGAUAAAUCAAUUGUUAUGACAUUAAUGAAUGCCGUCUGGGACUCAAGCGGUUAAGGUAGCCUUUCGAACUAAGUGUCACAGACGCCGCGCGUCUUUAGCUUUGGUCUUGUGCCACCAACGCCGCGUCACUAACUCUCUUCAAAAGGCUACCUUUAAGACCAAAGCUAAAGACGCUGCGUCUGUGACGCUUAGUUCGAAAGGCUACCUUUAAUAUCUCUACCUUCUUCGUUCACAAACUGAAAAGUACUUUCUCAAUCUGGAGAGGUUUUGAUACAGUCAACAGCACAUCAGACUACAAUUUUGUAGCCAAAAAGCACCUAAUUCAACUACUUAUGAUGCCCAAGAUUGAUGUGCUGGUUGAUUAGUACUUAUAGUAGAUUGUGACAGAAUAAUAAUUACUAUUGAACAUAAUUACAUUUUCAAGUUUUCUUUGUUAGACGACUGAAACUUACGGUGCCAUGUAAUCGUGCAUCGGUCAGGAAUAAAAUGAAUUUGUCAUACGUAAAUUGGCGCCCAACGUGGUGCACAAAAUGAAUAAAAAAAACUAACCUUUCUUUAAAUUAUUUUAUUUAUGUUAUGGACAAACCUCUGUUCUAGUAUUCGCCGCAGUGUCGAAAGACUUUAACCCACCUCCCACUAUUAGCCUAUAGCUUUCCUAUUCCUAGGAUAAACAUUGUAGAGUCAGUAUUUAGCACAGUCAUUUAUUAAUUUAUGUUUUCAAAGACCUUGACGAAUAAGUAGUCAUGACAAAUAACAAUCCUUUGUUAUUAGUCACAAAAAUAUUAAUGUGUGACAAAAAAUACUUAAUUCUUUACCAUUAA
Messenger RNA from Ostrinia nubilalis (European corn borer), 2160 nucleotides. RefSeq names its product synaptotagmin-4 (gene Syt4). NCBI's taxonomy places the organism in Eukaryota, Metazoa, Arthropoda, Insecta, Lepidoptera, Crambidae. Gene Ontology annotation, molecular function: clathrin binding; SNARE binding; phosphatidylserine binding. Gene Ontology annotation, cellular component: synapse; axon; plasma membrane. The transcript is spliced from 9 exons. The record is from RefSeq and is a predicted model, not a curated record. Gene Ontology annotation, biological process: cellular response to calcium ion; regulation of calcium ion-dependent exocytosis; calcium ion-regulated exocytosis of neurotransmitter. The annotation marks the transcript as partial.